This is a messenger RNA of Symbiodinium sp. CCMP2456, 1269 nucleotides long. The record is from the annotation of a GenBank genome assembly. NCBI's taxonomy places the organism in Eukaryota, Dinophyceae, Suessiales, Symbiodiniaceae.
AUGCUCGGGACUAGGCUUACGAUCUGGGGUAUUCGAAGGCCUGCCAGUCGACUUCUGUCACGCCGAUGGCUGGUUGUGAUGGACUCGUCAUGCUUCCAACACCUCUACGACCAUCCAAGCUACCCCUCUUCAGUGUAUGGUGAUGAUCCACUCGCCAGGAUCAACGAGAAAAGGCGUGGGAUGCUUCUGGAGUCCUUCACUCGCAGCACACUGGAGCGCAUGCACCCCGAAUUGUGCUCGGAAGAUGCAGUCUCCUCGUUGACAUAUGCCGAUGGAAGCCAGCCUGGUUCUUCCACAGCAGAAUGGGAUUUCACACUGGGGGGCAGGCGUGUCGAGCUCAAGACCGCCAUGCUUUGUUUCGACUCUAAAAGAAAGAUUUGGAGGACUACUUUUACGAAUGUUAAGUUGGGACAAGGUGGACACUGGGCGGAGCAACCCUUUGAUGAUCUCUAUCUUCUGAUAUAUACCCCAGAAGACUUUUACCUCAUCAAACAUGACUUGGCAACAGGCAUCGGGAAGGCAGGUGUGGCGACUAGGACUGGAGGGCACGCCAUACGGAUUUCGGGGGCAUCCGGGCAGACCUCCUGGCAGGAGGCUACAGACACCAUUGUGAACAAACUGACUAUGAAAGGGGCCUGCGAAUUGGUUGGCAGGAUUGCGAAAACCCACUCGGCAGUUUCGGCACUGUACACUGAACUGCAGCUCAAAGCCCUGUCUUCACAUGACAGAGCUUACGAUGGCGUUCCGAUGAGCAAUCUGACAACCGGUAUUCGUGCAAAGCGAAUUCAGCAAAUAGCGCUUGAGUUUGACAAGAUGCGGAACCCAGACGGCAUGUUUGAGAGUGCUGCGGGCGAGCCUUCUUCGAAUGGUAGUAUUAGGAGAGGGUCCGGCAAUGCUGCUGUUGACUGGAUCAGGAACGGGGUCAGGGUGGAGGUAAAAUAUGCCAAGGUGUGCUUUCGUCCCAGCCGGAAAUCAUGGAGUUGCGAGUUCUGUAAUAUCAAGGAGGAGCCGCUUGAUGCUUCCAGCAGAGUGUACUUCGACGAGCUCUGGCUGGCAAUGUACAGCCCAUGCAGCUUGGACAUCUUCAAGCACGCUGGGUAUCGCUCACAGCUCCUUUCUCGAGGAGUGCGCACUGAGAGAAAGGGCAAGAAUAUCCUCGUCGACGCAGGCCGCCGUGAUAGCUGCGUGGAGAAUGCGGUCCGACGCAUGCAGGUCAAGCUUGAAGCCGCGCAGGCUGAACCUCUUCUUACACUUCGUUGGAACGCCUGA